This is a messenger RNA of Amblyraja radiata (thorny skate), 966 nucleotides long. RefSeq names its product lysophosphatidic acid receptor 4-like. NCBI's taxonomy places the organism in Eukaryota, Metazoa, Chordata, Chondrichthyes, Rajiformes, Rajidae. Gene Ontology annotation, cellular component: membrane. Gene Ontology annotation, molecular function: G protein-coupled receptor activity. Bases 1 to 966 code for a protein of 321 amino acids. The transcript has a single exon. Gene Ontology annotation, biological process: behavioral response to pain; G protein-coupled receptor signaling pathway. The record is from RefSeq and is a predicted model, not a curated record.
AUGGAAAAUGGUUCCAUAGUUUCAAAUGGCACAGUCUUCUUUGAGAAUAGCCUGUUUGUUUCUGUGUACGGAUUGACGGUGGCAGUCGGAUUACCUCUGAACACCUUUUCUUUGUGGGUGUUCUGCAAAAAGUUGAAACUACGAACGGCUCCAAUCAUUUAUUUGACUAACCUGGCAAUUUCAGAUCUACUCUUCAUUCUCUCAUUGCCGCUCAGGGUAUAUUACUUUGCAACCUCUCGAUGGAUAUUUGGAAAGGUUGUUUGCGUUGUGUCGGAAACUGUGUUUUCAUUGAAUUUCUAUACAAGCCCUUUCUUGAUUGCAUUGAUCAGUAUUGAUCGUUAUUUGGCUGUAGUUUACCCAUUGAAGUCGAGGUUUCUUAGAAGUCGUAGAGCAGCCAUCGUCGCCUGUGCUACUGUUUGGAUGCUUGUCAUGUUGAUGAGUUUUCCUAUCGCUUUUGCAUAUCAUCAGAAUUAUUCAAAAAACGAGUCAAAAUGUUACGAAGGAUAUUCAAAGGAAACUUGGCAAUCUGCUGUAAACCUCAUCUUAGUGAUAACAACCCUUGGAUUUGGUGUGCCUUUUGUAAUCAUUAUCAGUAGUUUCCUCGCUGUUGUCAGAUUUUGGUUUCGAACCAGAAAGGAAUCUCAAGCUUUUAAAAGAUACAAUAUCAUACCUUUGUUUCUACUGAAUAUUGGGGUCUUCAUUGUGUGCUUUUUACCUUUCAAUGUUGCUUUGGCAUUCUAUGGACUGCAUCAAGCAGGAUACUUCUCGAUGGAAGGGAGUUUCCCAGUGCACGCUGUGACCAUGUGCCUGGCCAGUAUCGGCAGCUUCAUGGAUCCUAUUGUUUACUAUUUUACCAGUCAAGCAUUCACAAACAUUGCAAUGAAUACAAAGGAAACUUGCAAUGCAAUGGAGUUACCAAAAAGAGGACGUCAAACUACCAAUGAAAACUCCUCACUUGGCAACUGA